Messenger RNA from Otolemur garnettii (small-eared galago), 1824 nucleotides. It is a transcript of the gene DPYSL5, whose product is annotated as dihydropyrimidinase like 5. Gene Ontology annotation, molecular function: hydrolase activity, acting on carbon-nitrogen (but not peptide) bonds, in cyclic amides. Bases 1 to 1824 code for a protein of 607 amino acids. The transcript is spliced from 12 exons. NCBI's taxonomy places the organism in Eukaryota, Metazoa, Chordata, Mammalia, Primates, Galagidae. Gene Ontology annotation, cellular component: cytoplasm; cytosol. The record is from RefSeq and is a predicted model, not a curated record.
AUGGGGGACACUUCCCGCCGGGAAGACACGGAGAACAAUAGCCGAUCUUGGUGUCCGACAGACUACGAGCCAGGGUCUCCCGGAACGCAAGUGUUGAGUUUUCUGGUGCCGAACAUACUCCCGGAGAAACCUCCGAGCACGUGCUGUCUCUUUGGGGUUUGCAUUGGGGCACCCGGCCCUGCCGGGAAUACCAGGAACAUGCUUGCCAAUUCAGCCAGCGUGCGGAUUCUCAUCAAGGGAGGCAAGGUGGUGAACGAUGACUGCACCCAUGAGGCUGAUGUCUACAUUGAGAACGGCAUCAUCCAGCAGGUGGGCCGUGAGCUCAUGAUCCCUGGAGGGGCCAAGGUGAUUGAUGCCACCGGGAAACUGGUGAUCCCUGGAGGCAUAGACACCAGCACCCACUUCCACCAGACCUUCAUGAAUGCCACGUGUGUAGAUGACUUCUACCAUGGGACCAAGGCAGCGCUUGUUGGAGGCACCACCAUGAUCAUCGGCCACGUCCUACCUGACAAAGAGACCUCCCUCGUGGAUGCCUAUGAGAAGUGUCGGGCACUGGCCGAUCCCAAGGUGUGCUGUGACUACGCCCUCCAUGUGGGGAUCACCUGGUGGGCACCUAAGGUGAAAGCAGAAAUGGAGACGCUGGUGAGGGAAAAGGGUGUCAACUCUUUCCAGAUGUUCAUGACCUACAAGGACUUGUACAUGCUUCGAGACAGUGAACUGUACCAAGUGUUCCACGCUUGCAAAGACAUUGGGGCAAUCGCCCGAGUCCAUGCUGAAAAUGGGGAGCUCGUGUCUGAGCUGGAAGCUGAAGCUACUCACCGUGUUAUCACCAUUGCCAACAGGACUCACUGUCCGAUCUACCUGGUCAACGUGUCCAGCAUCUCAGCUGGUGAUGUUAUCGCAGCUGCUAAGAUGCAAGGGAAGGUUGUACUGGCUGAGACCACCACUGCCCAUGCCACACUGACAGGCUUACACUACUACCACCAGGACUGGUCCCACGCAGCUGCCUAUGUCACAGUGCCUCCCCUGAGACUGGACACCAACACUUCAACCUACCUCAUGAGCCUGCUAGCCAAUGACACUCUGAACAUUGUGGCAUCAGAUCACCGGCCUUUCACCACGAAGCAGAAGGCUAUGGGCAAGGAGGAUUUCACCAAGAUCCCACAUGGAGUGAGCGGCGUGCAGGACCGCAUGAGUGUCAUCUGGGAGAGAGGAGUGGUUGGAGGAAAGAUGGAUGAGAACCGUUUUGUGGCCGUUACCAGUUCCAACGCAGCUAAGAUACUCAACCUGUAUCCCCGCAAGGGCCGUGUCAUCCCUGGGGCUGAUGCUGACGUGGUGGUGUGGGACCCAGAAGCCACAAAGACCAUCUCAGCCAGCACCCAGGUACAGGGAGGAGACUUCAACCUGUAUGAGAACAUGCGCUGCCACGGCGUGCCGCUGGUCACCAUUAGCCGUGGGCGUGUUGUGUAUGAGAAUGGUGUGUUCAUGUGUGCUGAGGGCACAGGCAAGUUCUGUCCCCUGAGGUCCUUCCCAGACACUGUCUACAAGAAGCUGGUCCAGAGAGAGAAGACCUUAAAGGUGAGAGGAGUGGACCGCACUCCCUACCUGGGGGAUGUCGCUGUGGUUGUGCAUCCUGGGAAAAAAGAGAUGGGAACGCCACUUGCAGACACUCCUACCCGCCCAGUCACCCGACAUGGGGGCAUGCGGGACCUUCAUGAAUCCAGCUUCAGCCUCUCUGGUUCUCAGAUUGAUGACCAUGUUCCAAAGCGAGCUUCAGCUCGGAUCCUCGCUCCCCCCGGAGGCAGAUCAAGUGGCAUUUGGUAA